GCCAGCUUUUCGUUUGUUUGUAGAUUCUUGCUGAUUAGGAAAGAGCAACAGCUAACAAACACAACACGAGGCGCACACACAACGUACAACACUCCCACACAACGCACACACAGCACUGCAUUAGUCAGAUUCAGUGAGGGACAGUGACGUAGACGAUGCCCAAUAACCGGAAUCGCAACCGCAAUCGAAAUCGCAACAAACGCAAUCGAAAUCAAAAUCCACAUCCAAAUCAAAAUCAAACUCAGGCCGAAGAGGUUCAGCCGGAGGAGCAGUCGGUAGAGGCCAGGCAGCCAGGGAUUGCAGUAGCAUCAUCCUCGUCUUCUUCCAUAGAUGAUAAUGGAAAUUCUGGCAGCGUUUCAAAUGGGCCACCUCAGAACGACAACAGCAACGCCGAAAGUUCUAUUAUUUCCGAACCGAAAGUGACGAAUACCCCCCAACAUCAAGAAGAAGGUGAUAUAGAACAAGAUAUAGAAAACUCAUCAGAAAUGGGUGCCAAAAACUCGAAACAUCAGAAGGAUAAGGCUGGCAAGCAGGUGGAGGAGCAGGUGCGACCUGGACCCACAAUCAUACGAAGGCCGCCGGGAAGUCCCCGUCAGGCCAAGGUCAUAGUGCACCGGAUUGUCAAAGAGGAGGAUCUGGUGGACAAAGCCGAGGUUCCACAGCCAGAAGCCAAGGUUGUGGCAGUAAAAGUGGAACCAGAGGAGGAACAGCAGGACAAAUCUGAAGUUCCAGGAGACCAACCCAAAGUUUUGGAAAUAAAAGUGGAACCAGCAGAGGAUGAGGUGGACAACUCUAAAGUUCCAGCAGACCAACCCAAAGUUGUGGAAAUAAAAGUGGAACAAGAGGCCUUGAAAGAGGAUGAGUUGGAAGAGGAAACUAUCCAGCCAGCAAGUGAAGCUGUCAAGGAUGAAGUAGUGACUCAGGUGACUACCAUCUCCGAGAAGCUCAAUAAGGAGCUGGAAGACCUGGUGGAGAAAGCACAAGAGCUACAAGACAUCGCACAAGCUGUAGAGCCAAAACCUUCCCAAGAAGUAACCAAAGUUGAAGAAGAGCAACCUCAGGAGCAGGAACCUUUACCCCUGCUAGCAGAGAAACCUCCCACCAGCAUCCCAGAGGUACAAGCUCAUCCAAUCCUACAGUCACCUCCCCAGCAACGCACCUCCAAGGUGAUUAUUCACAAAAUCCGCCUAGAAACCGACGAAGAAGAGCGAGAACGGAAGGGUAAACCCACAAUUGAGGAAAUCAGCAGUACUUCCGGAAGCUCAUUGGCUGGCACCCUCUCCCCACCGCCACGCUACCUGGUGGAGUCGCCUAAGAAUGUGACUAGUGGAAGUGGAGGGCAGUUCGCGCGCUUCUCUCGGGAUGUGCAGAUCCAGGAACUGGAACUGAACAGCGAUUGCAGUUCGGGAGAGUUCAAUGUCACGCUAUCGCCUCUGGUCUGCGAAGCUGACUCGGAAACCGAGGGAUCGGGGUCGGCCGGAGGAGCUGGUCAGCAGGAGCUAUCUCCGCCAGAACAGCCGUCCAGCAGCAGCCGUGUGGAGCAGAAGGAGCAGCUGCGUCAGAAGCGCGCCCAGAAGCGAAACGCCCUGGAAUCGCACUUCUUGCCGCAGCUGCUGAAUCCGCGCUACCUGGACAGCAUCCUGGAGGAGAACGAGUCAGCUGGACUUCAGCAGGCGGCACAAGCGCCGGGAAGAGGCACCCACUCCUCUGAAGCUGGAGACCAAGUUUUUGGAUCAGUCCCUGGAUUUGGAGAGCUGCACUCGCCUGCAGAGCACCCUGUCGCCCCAGUCCGAGGACGCUGA
This is a messenger RNA of Drosophila bipectinata, 1802 nucleotides long. The record is from RefSeq and is a predicted model, not a curated record. NCBI's taxonomy places the organism in Eukaryota, Metazoa, Arthropoda, Insecta, Diptera, Drosophilidae.